AUGUACGAAGGGAUUGACAACUUGAAAUCCCUUUACGACCGUGCCGGGAAGACUUUCUCCGGCGGUCCUUCUGCGGCACAGGAUGUGCCGCGUCGUACUGCUCAACCAGACCCAGUACGUCGAUCAUCAGUUGGGAGCGGGGCUCCCAAGAAUCCCAGGAUGGGGAUAGCCGCGCCACCGGACGAGAUAACUCGUCCGACGUCCGUUCACGUCGCGGUGGUUCAACAGCUGCUCAACUAG
Peronospora matthiolae is the source of this 240-nucleotide messenger RNA. The record is from the annotation of a GenBank genome assembly. Lineage: Eukaryota; Oomycota; Peronosporomycetes; Peronosporales; Peronosporaceae.